AUAUGAGCACAUCCAAUCUCGAUAAUCUGAAAGCUGCAUCUAACUUAGGUGAUAUAGAUCUUCUUUACACAGUAAUUCAGGAUGAUCCAUCCAUUUUGGAUAAUAUUGAUUCAAUACAAUUUGUCGAAACUCCCUUGCAUAUCGCGGCAUCUAGGGGUCAUAUCCAGUUUUCCAUUGAAGUAAUGAACUUGAAACCUUCGUUUGCUUGGAAGCUAAAUCCACAAGGAUUCAGCCCUAUUCACCUUGCUAUGCAAAACGGCGAAAAAAGGAUGGUGUCUCGGCUUGUUGACAUGAAUAAAGAUCUUGUUAGAGUUAAAGGAAGAGAAGGGUUUACUCCUCUUCAUUUUGCAAGUCAAAUAGGAGAGGUUGCAAUUUUAACUGAAUUCCUCUCUGCUUGUCCGGAAUCCAUUGAAGAUGUGACUGUGAGAGGUGAGACUGCACUUCAUGUUGCGGUGAAAAGCAACAACUAUGAGGCUUUUCAUCUACUUGUUACGUUUCUUAGGACGAGUAUGGAGAGAGGGGCUAGGAAGUUAGAAUAUAAAAUACUGAAUCGGAAGGAUGAGGUUGACAAUACUAUUUUGCACAUUUUAGUGCAGAGGAAUUUCGAGCCCCAGGUAAAAGAUGCCCUUGGAUUGUUGUUAAAGACUAAGAUAAAUAUUCAGGCAAAGAACAUGGACACCAAAACUGCAUUCGACAUGUCAGCCAAUGUAGACAUUAGGAGUAUUUUGUUGUGUGCUGGAGCGAAACCCGGCUUACCAGUUUCCAACAUUCCCACACAUGGUCAUAAACCAAGAUCAAAGACCGCGAUUAUUGAUAACGGGUUAAUUUGGAUACGUAGCAUUAGAAGAGAUAUAUCAGAGGAUCAACGUAACACUUGGUUAAUAGUUGUAACUCUUGUUGCAACUGCAACCUAUCAAUCCGCACUGAGUCCUCCUGGUGGAGUUUAUCAGGCUAAUGCUACGGACAAUACUGUCAACACUUUCUCCAAUUCUACUAAUGCUGGAAAAUCAGUAUUGUCAAGAAAUGGUUUCAUUGUGUUUUCAUUAGCGAAUAUGGUAUCCUUUUUUGCGUCAAUUAUAGCAAUAUUCAUUCUGACACCAAGUGGGCUAGUCGGCGCUCUGGUGUUUGUUCCAGUGGGCUGGUUUGUUGUUUGUUAUCUGUUUUCUAUGGGGAAGAUAUCACCUACAUGUACCAACUCUAUUAUUGUUAACAUUGCUAUGUUUUCGAUUGGAUUUCUUGCGUUUUGUUCUGCUAUUAUAGUGUACUUUCGACUUCAACAGGAACGCAAUGCAAAGAAGAAGAGUAGAUCAUAGUUAUGAUAAACCUCUGGUUUGUAAUAUGAGAAACACCAAUAAGUUUUGGUUUUGUCAGUUGGACAAAGAUCGUACAAUUGUUAGUGAAAUUGAUAAAUCAUACCACUGCCAGCCGAGUUUAUAGACAACACAAUUUCUUCCUC
This is a messenger RNA of Vicia villosa (hairy vetch), 1456 nucleotides long. Its product is annotated as ankyrin repeat-containing protein BDA1-like. The coding region runs from base 3 to 1313 and encodes 436 amino acids. Lineage: Eukaryota; Viridiplantae; Streptophyta; Magnoliopsida; Fabales; Fabaceae. The transcript is spliced from 2 exons. The record is from RefSeq and is a predicted model, not a curated record. Gene Ontology annotation, molecular function: protein binding.